This is a messenger RNA of Impatiens glandulifera, 612 nucleotides long. RefSeq lists its product as uncharacterized. NCBI's taxonomy places the organism in Eukaryota, Viridiplantae, Streptophyta, Magnoliopsida, Ericales, Balsaminaceae. The record is from RefSeq and is a predicted model, not a curated record. Bases 1 to 612 code for a protein of 203 amino acids. The transcript has a single exon.
AUGACAGCUUUGGACAUUAUGAAUGAUGAUCAUCUAAAUCUGUCUCUUUCACUUUCCAUUGGAAAUAAUAAUCCACCAAAGGCUUUGCCAGGUAUAAUCAAUGAUGAUCAUCUAAAUCUGUCUCUUUCUCUUUCCAUUGGAAAUAAUCCAGUACCAAAGGCUUUGCCAGGUAUAGUUCAUUCAUAUAGCUAUUUAAAAUUCAAACAAAUCAAGACCAUCCAAGGUGAAGUACAAUGCAAACAUUGUGAGAAAAUUUUUCAAGUAGAGUUUGACUUGAAAAACAAUUUUGAAAUUGUGGAGAAGUUCAUUGCAAGGAAUAAAGCUAAUAUGUACUGGAGGGCAGCCGAAGAAUGGAUGAAGCCGGUUUUACCCAACUGCGAGUUUUGUCAAACGGAGAAUUGUGCGAAACCGGUGAAGACAAAGGAGAUAAGUGAGAUCAAUUGGUUGUUUCUUUUGCUUGGACAAAUGUUGGGGUGUUGCACACUUAAGGAGCUUAAGUAUUUAUGCAAACAUUAUCGGAAACAUCGAAGUGGUGCUAAAGAUCGUGUUUUGUAUAUCAGUUAUCUUACCCUUUGCAAUCAGUUCCAACCUCGUCAACUUUUUAGUUCAUGA